This is a messenger RNA of Cryptotermes secundus, 1619 nucleotides long. RefSeq names its product zinc finger protein 2. Gene Ontology annotation, molecular function: zinc ion binding; RNA polymerase II cis-regulatory region sequence-specific DNA binding; DNA-binding transcription factor activity. The transcript has 4 exons. Bases 128 to 1471 code for a protein of 447 amino acids. Lineage: Eukaryota; Metazoa; Arthropoda; Insecta; Blattodea; Kalotermitidae. The record is from RefSeq and is a predicted model, not a curated record. Gene Ontology annotation, biological process: regulation of transcription by RNA polymerase II. Gene Ontology annotation, cellular component: nucleus.
CAGGCACCAUUUUCCAAAAGGCUGUGAAAUGAUUAAAUGGGAGGCGGAGGAAGAAGUUACCGUAGUUACUGUUUCGAUUUCUAACUUCUGCUUAAAUGUUAUUUUGCAUUGAUAUCCGUAAAUAGAUAUGUCACUGAACUUCAGUUACAUAUGUCGCCUUUGUCUGAAACAGAAUGGUCCAUUAAUGCGCAUUUUCAGCGAAGAGACUGGAGGGUCAGUUCCUACCAUCCCUGCAAAAAUAAAGAGCUUUGCUCCAACCCUGAAGCUCAGUGCUGGUGAUGGUCUUCCAGAUCAGAUCUGUCAGCAGUGUGCAUACCAAGUAGAUACAACAUACAAAUUCAAACUUCAGUGUGAAAGCUCUGAUGCCACAUUACGACAGUCCCUCAUAAAUCAGACAAUUCAGCAUUCACCACAUGAAAUAUUUCUUACUGUUUUGGAUACUGGGUGUGGUAUUGACUCCAGCAAUAAUACUACAAUAAAGCAUGAAGUAAAAGAAGAAAUAUUUGUAGAGGAAAAUCAUGUUCACCCCGAAAAUAAUGAAGAGAGGAUUUGUAAUGAUGCUUUCAUAGAAAGCAGUACUGACUCAUGGACGAACCUUCAGACUGAGACAUCAUCCAGUAAACUGGUUCUGAAGAAGGCUCCUAAAAAGAAACAGUCUAGUUCACCAAGAAAAAUUAUUACAAAAAACUGCAAAAAUCAACAAGCCUUUUCACAGAAAAUAAAUGUGAAAGCCUGUAAACAAGUAAAGCAGGGAUACAAUUCCCUUACAGGAGCCAAUGCCAAAUCAGGAAGUGAAGAGCCAGUAUAUGUGUGUGAAAAGGAAUCAGUUUCUGUUGACUUUGUGAAAGAUGAUGAUGACAAUGAAAGUGUAAGUAAUGAAUUUGGUGUUGAAGUUCAAAUGAGAAAAAAGUCAUACAUAAAAUUAUUUCAUUGUCAUGACUGUGGUAAAAACUUUGCAAAGAAAACACAAUUGGUUUUACAUAUGAGUGCACACACCGGUGCAAAACCAUAUAUAUGCAGUCAGUGUGGAAGAACUUUUGCAAGUAGAAUUAACUUGAAGAAACAUUUGUUUACACAUACUGGUGAGAAACCAUAUCUUUGCACCAGAUGUGGCAUAAGUUUUGGCCGUAUAGACACACUGACGAAACAUAUGAGAUCACAUACAGGUGAGAAGCCCUUUCACUGUUCCGUGUGUGGAAAUAAUUUUGCACGUCGCAGUACCUUCACAAAUCACAUGAGGACACACUCGGGAGAAAAGCCAUACUUAUGUACAGAGUGUGGAUGGCGCUGUGUUCAGAGUUAUGAUUUAAAAAAACAUAUGAGGUGCCAUACCGGAGAAAAACCAUUUCGAUGUACAAUCUGUAGAAUGAGUUUUGGGCAAAGAAACAGUCUAACAAAACAUAUGAAGUGUCACAUAGGAGAUGUGCCCCUAACUCUGGAAUGUGCAAAAGAAUUGCAGUACCAAUGUUAAAUUUAGUAUAUUUUGUAUAUUUGUAUAUUUAAUGUAAAAAUGUGUUAAUAUAUGAAGGAAGAAUAAUAUUUGUGAAAUAGUUUCUAAAUAAAGCAGGUAAUAUUGGCAACAUCAUCCAGACUGGUUCUCGGACCCACCCACCUUUCCA